AUGUGUCAACAAAAAGGAGAGAGCGAACCAUUAAUCCCACUGGCCAAAGGGAAACCUCUGAAAUCUUCGCCCCGGAUGAAAGUGGUGACCGCUGUAAUGUUUGCUGCCUCCUCAUUCGUCGUCACUCUCGCCAACAAAUCCAUCCUGACGACGUACCAAUUCCCGUCUUUCAAAGCGAUGGCGCUCAUCCAAAGUCUGACGACCGUCCUCGUUCUUUACGCAUUGAAGAAGCUAGGAUUCGUGGAAUUCUCCGAUCUCAAAGGGGGCACCUUAGGCGGCACCAAGGAGCUGAGCAUCCCGAUGAACACGACGAUCCAUCGCUUCGCGGUCAUGACGACGAUGAUCCUGGAGUACUACGUCUUGACCGUCUGGCCACCUCGGAGUGUCCAGUUGUCCGUCAUGGUCAUGGUCCUGGGCGCCGUCAUCGCCAUGGCCGAGCCGGGUCCCAACGUCUUCGGCUACGCCUGCGUCCUCAUCAGCGACGCCUUCUCUUCCUACGGCUGCGUCUUCACCAAAGACAUCCUCGAGCGGGACACCAGCAUGAACAAGUACGGAUUCCUCUUCUUCAACUCCCUCUUCGUCCUCCCGCUCAUGCUACUCCUGGCCUGCAUCGACGACGAUCUCGUCCUCGCCUACAACUUCCCGAUGUGGCACGAUCCCCUCUUCUCGCUCAUGUUUGUUGUGGCCAGCACGCUAGGGGCGCUACUCUCGUUUACGGCCAUGCUUUGCACGUUGCAUAACUCGGCCCUGACUACUACUAUCGUCGCCUGUCUCAAGAAUGCCUUCGUCACCUAUGUCGGGAUGUACUGGGGUCAGGAUUACUUAUUCUCGUGGCAGAACUUCGUCGGGAUCAAUAUUAGCAUCCUUGGGAGUCUUCUUUAUACGUACGUCGUUUUCGGGGCGAUUAAGGAGGCCCCGAUCGAAAAUAAACCGGUUGCUCAGAUCAUCGUGACCAUCGGUCAAUGA
Molecule: messenger RNA, 966 nt
Organism: Bemisia tabaci
Lineage: Eukaryota; Metazoa; Arthropoda; Insecta; Hemiptera; Aleyrodidae
Source: RefSeq, a predicted model, not a curated record